GUGCUUUGUGUUUGUUCUCUGUGUGUGCCUUAUACAGUUGUAUAUAUAUUCUUCCCAUGCUAAAAGAAAAUGUCCCAUGCAAAGAAAAUGGAGCUUCUACUCAUCUUCCCUGCUCUUUCUAUUUGCCUGUCUGUGCUUCUAACAUCCUGCGGUGGUGUCCAAAUUCAAGAACAAGCCAUGGUUAGUAAAGUUGAUGAAGUCCAGUUUGAUCUCCCUGCUGCUGCACUUCCAAGGAAGCUUAGAGUAGUUCUUGAUGAGAAAGCAACACUUGUUAAUGAUCAUGGUGGUCAAGGCUCCACUUCAAGCAGUAACCUGCAGAGAGAAGAUAUUUCAGGAAGAGCAUAUAAAAAGGAAGAAAAUGCGAUGAAAGGAAGCAGAGGGACAAGGCAAGAGUGGGUGGAGGGGAGGGACACAUGGCAGUAUUUUACGAUGGAUUAUUCCCACGUUAGAAGAAGACGGCCGAUACAUAACAAAGCGGUGCCGGUUGGUCCAUGAAACAUGGAUUUUUAAUCCCAUAACCUAAUUGAUUUAGCAGUACAGACAGCAGUAGAGGAUCCAUGGAACAAGCUUUUUUGGACAUUAAAUUACUAUGUUCUUGUUUUUGUAAUUAGGAAAAUGGGGGAGCUUUUUUUGCCAGUAUAUCUCUGUUAUGGCCGACAUCUUGCAGCAAAACCCCUAAAUUUUGUAUCAAACUACUACAUGUAUUAACCCUUCUCUAA
Manihot esculenta (cassava) is the source of this 719-nucleotide messenger RNA. Its product is annotated as protein GOLVEN 6. The transcript is spliced from 4 exons. The record is from RefSeq and is a predicted model, not a curated record. NCBI's taxonomy places the organism in Eukaryota, Viridiplantae, Streptophyta, Magnoliopsida, Malpighiales, Euphorbiaceae. Bases 70 to 495 code for a protein of 141 amino acids.